Messenger RNA from Abrus precatorius (Indian licorice), 1959 nucleotides. RefSeq names its product rhamnogalacturonate lyase B-like. Gene Ontology annotation, molecular function: catalytic activity; carbohydrate binding. NCBI's taxonomy places the organism in Eukaryota, Viridiplantae, Streptophyta, Magnoliopsida, Fabales, Fabaceae. The record is from RefSeq and is a predicted model, not a curated record. The transcript has 16 exons. The coding region runs from base 1 to 1959 and encodes 652 amino acids. Gene Ontology annotation, biological process: carbohydrate metabolic process.
AUGCUGAAUUUAAGGGAGAUCAGCAGUCCUAAAUCAUCUAAUCAACCUGAAGUCAAACUGCAUGAAGAAAACAAGCAGGUAUUUAAAAUGUUUUUGGUGAUACUGGAAAAUGGCAUCAUUCGUAUGACUUUGUCAAAACCGGAGGGCACUGUUCUUGGAAUAUCAUAUAAUGGAAUUGAUAACGUGCUUGAAGGUCGCAACAAAUAUAACAACAGAGGGUAUUUUGACGUUGUCUGGAAUAUACCAGGAAAUACAUCGAAACUUUCGGGAAUGCAUGGGACUAGAUUUUCUGUUAUAGAGGCCAGCGAGAAUCAAGUAGAGGUUUCAUUUUCAAGAACGUGGGAUAUGGACGGCUCGAGCCCCCCCUUAAACAUAGACAAAAGAUAUAUUUUACGUAGAGGUACUUCAGGAUUAUACAUAUAUGGUAUAUUUGAGCGUCCUGAAGGUUUUCCUGCUGUCGAGAUUGACCACAUUAGGGUCGUUUUUAAGCUACAAAAGGACAGGUUUCACUAUAUGGCUAUAGCAGAUGAUAGGCAGCGAGUCAUGCCAACGCCAGAAGAUAGAUCCGUAGGGCAACGCCUUGAUUUUGAUGAAGCUGUUCUAAUAACCAAUUCUGAUGACCCAGGGCUUCGAGGAGAGGUGGAUGACAAGUAUCAAUACUCUUGUGAGAAUAAAGAUAACAAACUUCAUGGAUGGAUUAACUUUGACUCCAAGUCCGACAAGUCAGUGGGGUUUUGGAUGAUAACACCAAGUAAUGAGUUCCGUAGUGGUGGGCCAAUCAAGCAAGGUCUCACUUCUCAUGUAGGACCUGCCACCCUCAAUAUACUUCACACUACCCACUACUCCGGGAAGGAGGUAACUAUGGCAUUUCAAGAAGGGGAAACUUUCAAGAAAGUUUAUGGCCCAGUUUUUGUCUAUCUCAACUCGGUUACAAGGGACCAUGAUUCACAAGCUCUCUGGGCUAAUGCUGUACAACAGUUGUCUGAGGAAAUCAAAAGUUGGCCAUAUGAUUUCCCUAAAUCAGAUGCUUUUUUCCCACCCAACAAACGGGGAAGAGUGGAAGGACAGUUACUAGUCCAAGACCGACACAAUAACGGGGGGAGAUCUGUAUAUGGAGAAAAUGCUUAUGUUGGUUUGGCUCUGCCAGGUGAUGUGGGAUCAUGGCAAAGACAAAGCAAGGGUUACCAAUUCUGGACUGAAGCUGACAAAGUGGGUCAUUUCACAAUUGAAAAUGUAGUACCGGGGGACUACAAUUUAUAUGCAUGGGUUCCUGGCGUUUUUGGGAAUUAUAAAUAUAAAACUACUAUAACCAUCACACCAGGAUGUUUUAUCCAAUUGGGUUCAUUAAUAUACAAUCCUCCAAGAAAUGGACCUACCAUAUGGGAAAUUGGCAUCCCAGACCGCUCUGCUGCCGAGUUCUAUGUUCCGGACCCUUAUCCUAACCUCAUGAACCGAUUAUACAUUGGGAAACCAAAAGACAAGUUUAGACAAUAUGGAUUAUGGCAGCGUUACACUGAAUUAUAUCCAACUCAGAACCUUGUUUAUAAUGUUGGUGUUAGUGAUUAUAGUAAAGAUUGGUUUUAUGCUCAAGUUCCGAGGAACAUAGGAAAUAACACAUUUCGCCCAACAACAUGGGAGAUUAGAUUUCAUCUCCCAUCUGUUAUAAGAGGAACCUACACCCUACAACUUGCCUUGGCCUCUGCUACAAGGUCUAACUUACAGGUUCGGUUCAAUAACCCUCUGGCACGUCCUCCACAUUUCUCCACGGGAUUAAUAGGCCAAGACAAUGCUGUAGCAAGACAUGGCAUCCAUGGAUUGUACUGGCCAUAUAGCAUUGAACUAGCAAGCCAUCUAUUGGUAGAAGGAAGCAACACCAUCUAUCUGAGGCAGGCCCAAGCUCUAAGUCCUUUUCAAGGAGUUAUGUAUGAUUACAUCCGUUUGGAAAGACCUCGAACUUGA